AUGGCCUCGACUGCUAUCCACCCACCUAGCGCUGGACCCAACAUCCAGGAGAUGUUUUCUGAUGUGGUUAUCUCAAAAAUCACUCCAGCGUCGGAACAUCCCUUCUAUAACUAUGACGGCUUUGAGCCUGGGAAUCGAGUCCUCGACGUAGGCCAUGUCCGUUCCCCUGGACGCAGGCCAUUUGGCGUUCGGACUAUUUAUGACCGGGAUCAAGCGAUCACUGUCCGUGAUGGUGCGCGUUUGUAUGGCGACAUCUUUCGCCCAGAAACAUCGGAUAAGCAGCCGGUCCCAUGCAUACUCCCUUGGAGUCCUUACGGCAAGACGGGUACUGGCCCACAGUCAUACGACUCUAUGGCUCCUUACCGCGCCGGCAUUCCACUCGACCGCACAUCAGGCUAUGAAAAGUUUGAAGCCCCAGAUCCGGCUGAGUGGGCGGAACGUGGCUAUGCUGUAAUCAACGUUGAUGCUCGCGGAUCCGGACACAGCGAAGGUGUCAUUGCCCUCUUCGGUAAUCAAGAGGCUAACGACAUUUACGAUGUCAUCGACUGGCUUUCUCGCCAGCCUUGGUGCAACGGUUCGGUCGUCAUGGCUGGCAACUCGUGGUUGGCCAUCGCCCAGAUUAACUUUGCCUCGAGGCUGCACCAUCCGGCGCUCAAGGCAAUUGCCCCUUGGGAGAGUUUCACCGACAUAUACCGUCACUUUGUCGCCCGUGGCGGUCGACCGCACAUUCCCAGUUUUCAUCGAUUGAUUUCAGGAGGCUUUGCUGGCCCUGAAGGGGCAGAGAAUAUUCUUGCAAUGCUUCAGAAACGUCCUUUGUAUGAUGAUUAUUGGGAAGCUAAAAGAAUUCCUGUUGAGAAGAUUGACAACAUCCCAAUGUAUGUUGUUGCUUCCUACUCAAGCAUGCUGCAUACCUAUGGGUCGUUUCAGACGUUUCGACAAGCAAAGACGGAGAACAAGUGGCUCAGGGUUCAUCCAUACCAAGAGUGGUAUGACAUUUAUCGCUCGUCCAUCUCGAAUGAACUUCAGCAGUAUUUCGACUCCUAUUGCAAACCUAACGAUACCACAAACCCUAAAACAUGGGAGUCAUCGACGCCGCGAGUGCGACUUUCUCUUCUCGGUUUUGAAGCAGACGGAAGUUCAGCAAGAACUGUCAUUGAGAGGCCUGAGCAGAGCUAUCCGCUUGAGAGGCAGGAGCUACGGACUCUGUACCUCGAUGCAGAAACAGAGCUCCUUACUCUGGAUAAGCCAAAUCGGAAAGCAACCAAAUCUUACGAAGGGAGAAGUUUGAAUGAUCACCUGACUUUUACAACAACAUUCAAAUCUUAUACCGAGCUAGCUGGUUACCCCAAGGCCAUUUUGUACAUGUCCUGUCCGGAUCACGAUGACUUUGACGUUGUCGUGCAGAUUCGCAAGAUUGACGCCAAAGGCCGGCAGCUAUCUCAUCUCAACUAUCCCUGCCCUGCACCCAUUGACCAGGUCCCCAAUGUAAAUGUCGUCAAGACUCUAGGUCCCCAAGGUUUUCUUCGUGCUUCACACCACGUGUCACUGCAUGGUGAUGGAGGACCGGUGCCCUCCUGUGAUCUUUCUAGCGAGACAGAUCCUUUGUACAGUCACCGUAGCCGGGCACCCAUCGUUCCAGGCACUACCAUCCGCCUUGAGAUACCAAUUUGGCCGAUUGGUAUGGUCUUUGAGGCCGGAGAAGGAAUCGCGUUGAAUAUCUCUGGUCAUGAUAUGUGCCUCCCUGAGACAGAGAUGUGUCGGUUGGCAGAACCAGAGGAUGAGAAUGUUGGACGGCACUAUAUACACACAGGGGGAGAAUUUGACAGUCGCUUGAUAAUUCCUGUCAUUGAAGGUUGA
Molecule: messenger RNA, 1857 nt
Organism: Bipolaris maydis ATCC 48331
Lineage: Eukaryota; Fungi; Ascomycota; Dothideomycetes; Pleosporales; Pleosporaceae
Product: Alpha/Beta hydrolase protein
Molecular function (GO): dipeptidyl-peptidase activity
Source: RefSeq, a predicted model, not a curated record